AUGUCGUCUCCCGCCCCCGACGACACGCGCCUCGACGCCGACCAAAUCUCCACACACAGCUCCUACGCCUCGUCCUCCGACUCAUCCUCCCGCGCGCGACGAAACAAGGAGAAACAAGCCCUCCGCCUCAUCGCCUUCAUCGCAGCAAACAUUAUAGCCCUCGCCUGCGGCUCCAUUGUCGUCUUCUCCCUCUACGCGCCUCUUCUCCAGUCUCGCCUGCACUACACCCAAUUCCAGGUCAACGCCGUCGCUAUUGCUGGCUCUGUAGCGCUGUACCUUCCUAUUUCGCUCAUCGGGUAUAUCUGCGAUCGCGUUGGGCUGAAGCCGCUUGCGCUGGGGGGAGGAAUCCUCUUCGGUAGUGGGUAUGGCAUCGCAGCGGGUGUUUAUCGAAAAUUGGAUCUGGAGUAUCGCAGUCAUCCUGGAUAUCGUGUCAAUGGAGACUGGUCCGUUCCGUUUUUGAUGUUUGCGUUUGUGUGCAUUGGUAUCGCGACAUGCGCACUUUACAUGGCUUCUGUCUCAUCUUGCGCCAAGAACUUUGGAAAAGGUCGUUAUCGAGGAUUGGCGCUCGCUACGCCGAUUACUUGUUUUGGAUUGAGUCCCAUGUGGCUGAGUCAAGCGGGAACUCGUCUGUUCACUGAGACGCGGCCAGACGGAUCCAAGGGCGACUUGGAUGUCUUUCGCUUCUUCCUCUUCCUCGCCAUCUUGACCUUUUCCAUGGGUAUGCUGGGCACAUUCACAUUGCGUGUCGUGGAUGAGGAUGAGCUUAUCGACGAGGCUAUCGAGGAGCUGGAGCAGAGUGGUUUACUCGAUGGAAGCUCUCUACUCGGCAGGUCCGAGAGGAGUUACGGUGCGACGGGUGAUGAGAUAGAGGGCUCAGCGCUACUUGAUCCGUCGAAAGACGAUGCAAAGUGGAAGAAGAACUGGGUCCUCAACGCUGAAACGCGUUCGUUCCUGUCUGAUCGCACCAUGUGGCCGUUUGCUCUGGCGUUUCUUCUGAUCGUUGGACCAGGCGAGGCUUUCAUCAACAACCUGGGCACAAUUAUUGGUACACUGACACCACCUGAAAUGGAAGCCCGAAGCCAUCGCACUUCAGCUGCGACACAUGUGUCCAUCUUUGGAGUCACAAACACUGCUUCUCGUAUCUUCAUCGGUACUCUGACAGAUCUCCUGGCACCGUAUCCCCAGACACAGCAUGUUCAAGCACCGCAUGCUCGUUCAGCCGUGAGCAACCGCUUCUCCAUCUCCCGCGUCGCCUUCAUGGCCUUCUUUGCAACACUCCUCUCAAUCGGUCUCUUGAUCCUCGCAUCCGGCCUUGUACAAAACCACGCUGAGCGGUUCUGGCUCGUCUCAGGCCUCGUCGGCGCAGGUUACGGCGCAAUCUUCAGUCUCACACCCCUAAUCGUCACAAUUAUCUGGGGCGUAGAGAACUUUGCUACGAAUUUCGGCAUCAUCGGUAUGCUUCCUGCUGCUGGGUCUACAUUCUGGGGACUUGUCUACUCAGCGACGUAUCAGAACGGCGCGAACAACUCAAAGUCUGCGCCUGGGAGUGAAGAGCGCGGCGAUCUAUUCUGCUAUGGUGAACAGUGCUAUGCUCCGACUUAUUGGGCUGAGACUGUUACUGUGUGGGUUGCUGUUGGGUUGCUGAUCUGGGCUUGGAAAGGUAGAGGGGGAUGGUCUCAGCGUGGAAUUGUGAUUUAG
Messenger RNA from Fusarium mangiferae, 1698 nucleotides. RefSeq names its product putative transporter MCH1. Lineage: Eukaryota; Fungi; Ascomycota; Sordariomycetes; Hypocreales; Nectriaceae. The transcript has a single exon. Gene Ontology annotation, biological process: transmembrane transport. The record is from RefSeq and is a predicted model, not a curated record. Gene Ontology annotation, cellular component: membrane. The coding region runs from base 1 to 1698 and encodes 565 amino acids. Gene Ontology annotation, molecular function: transmembrane transporter activity.